AUGUUCCUUAGAGUUUCCUAUGACUGGAUUUGGGAGGAAGUUAAGAGUUCAGGUAAUAUUAAAUUAACAUCAAAACAACAAAGAAUAUUAUGUACACGAUUAGUUGCAACAGCACGGAGUCGUACACAAGCUGCUAUUGAUUUAGAACGUGCAUUUCUUGAUAUUGGUUAUACAUGCGUGGAUGAUUCACCUGUUUCUAUUCGAACUUUACCGGGUUUCGUUUUUGAUCCAUCAACAAUUACUUUCAUGAUCGUGAAUUAUGAUGAUGGCGAUGAUGGUGGUGAAACAGAAUGCGAAAAAACCAAAAAUUCACACUUAUCAAGUAUCACCACCACCAAGAAGAUGAAGCAGCUCAAUUUAGAUCAUUUUAUUAAGAAGUAAAAAUUUAAUUGUAGUUCUUUUUCAUAUUUUGUUUUGUAUUUUCAUUUUGUAUAUGAAAUUUAAUCAUAUUAAGAUUAACUAUAACUCAAUAAAAUAUAUUUGAACAAGAUUCGAUCUUCUUUAAAGAAAUUUUCAUAUUAAAAGACCAUGUCAUAAUGCAAGACCCCUCAAAACAUUUUACACGCUAAAACAUAAUAAAAGACCCUGGGUCUUUUAUUAUAGGCGGGGG
Rotaria socialis is the source of this 610-nucleotide messenger RNA. The record is from the annotation of a GenBank genome assembly. NCBI's taxonomy places the organism in Eukaryota, Metazoa, Rotifera, Eurotatoria, Philodinida, Philodinidae.